Molecule: messenger RNA, 1215 nt
Organism: Monopterus albus (swamp eel)
Lineage: Eukaryota; Metazoa; Chordata; Actinopteri; Synbranchiformes; Synbranchidae
Product: protein lifeguard 1-like
Exons: 8
Coding region: 1-1017 (338 amino acids)
Biological process (GO): negative regulation of apoptotic signaling pathway
Cellular component (GO): Golgi apparatus; membrane; endoplasmic reticulum
Source: RefSeq, a predicted model, not a curated record
AUGGAUGAAGCACAGUUGCUGUUGCCUAUUUCUCUUGCAGGAGAGAGUCUUCACCCACACCAUUCCCCAAGACGAGUGUAUACCCUGGUAUGGGUGAGACCAACCCACUGGAUAGCAAUAGCUAUCGACCCCCUCGGCCAGGUUUCGUCGCGCCCCCUCCCAACUACAGCCUGGCCCCAGGGGGAGCGAAACCCACCUGCAGCUGGCUAUGGGCAGCCUGGCUUCACCCAGGCAGGCCAGGGUUUCGCCCCUGGUCCCUUCACUCAGGGGCCUUACCAGCAAGGACCCACACAGCCCAGCUUUCCUGGAGACUCCAUUCCACCUGCCAGCAGCCCUGGUUAUCACGCUGAUGGGCUUCCAUCUUACUAUGACAACGAGUUCACCACCUCUGGCUUUGAAGACAAGAACAUCCGACAAGCCUUCAUCCAAAAACUGCUGGUCACUUUCUCCAUUGUUGCCAUCUUCACCUUUGUCCAUGAGGCCAAGUACUUUGUGCGACGUCAUCCAUGGACAUACUAUGUGUCCUAUGCAGUCUUCUUCAUAGUCCUAAUUGUCCUCAGCUGCUGUGGAGACUUUUGCCGCAAGCACCUCUGGAACUUGGUUGCACUGUCCAUCCUGACCCUGUCCCUCUGCUACAUGGUGGGCAUGAUUGCCAGUUUCUAUAACACAGAGACUGUCAUAGCUGUGGGUAUCACUGCAGUGGUCUGCUUCACUGUCGUCCUGUUCUCACUGCAGAGCAAGUAUGACUUUACUUCCUGUUGGGGCGUGCUCUUUGUGUGCUUGAUUGUGCUGUUGCUCUUCUCCAUCCUCGGCCACAAGAUCCUACACAUCGUCUAUGCCUCACUGGGGGCCCUGCUUUUCACCUGCUUUUUGGCGGUUGACACUCAGCUCCUCCUGGGCAACAAGAAGCUGUCCCUGAGUCCAGAGGAGUACAUUUUUGCUGCCCUGAACCUCUACACCGACAUCAUCAACAUCUUCCUCUACAUCCUGGCUAUUGUGGGACGUUCCCGUGAAUGAGGCUGCACCUUGGAGAGAACAGCAGGGAGAUAGAGAAUGCCUCCCUUUAUCAUGAAAUGUUGCUAACAUGCCCUUUUCUCUAUACUGUUUAGUAUUGAUGAAAACCAGCUUUGUCUGAUUAAAAAGACAUUUGUGUUAGAAAUACCCUACUUUAAUCUGUCCUUUUUUCAAACUGCUGGUGUAAAAUAACUGCAUGGC